Messenger RNA from Penicillium verrucosum, 843 nucleotides. RefSeq lists its product as uncharacterized. The record is from RefSeq and is a predicted model, not a curated record. Lineage: Eukaryota; Fungi; Ascomycota; Eurotiomycetes; Eurotiales; Aspergillaceae. Gene Ontology annotation, cellular component: endomembrane system; membrane. The coding region runs from base 1 to 843 and encodes 280 amino acids. The transcript has 2 exons.
AUGUUGUUCGAGACUUUGGCCUUCAAGAACGACAUUGCCCACUGGCGCAAGAAAAAGGACGUUGUUGGUACUUCAGUUCGGACAAUUUUGGCCAACGUCUUCAUGCAGGCUGUCAUCUUCCUCUACCUCAUGGACAACAGCGAGAACACCUCUUGGAUGAUUCUGGCCAGUCAAGGAUUUGGUAUUCUUCUGGAAUUCUGGAAGAUCACCAAGACCGUCGACGUUCGUUUGCGCCCGCCACCAGCCACCUCUAAGUUGUCGUUCUUACCUUAUGUGAUUGUGUUUGAGGACAAGCACAAGCUUAGCGAGACGGAGGAAAAGACCAAGGAGUACGAUGAGAUUGCUUUCCGCUACCUGUACAUUUUGGCUGUUCCCCUUCUGCUCGCAUACGCCGCGUACAGCUUGGUCUACAAUACCCACAAGUCAUGGUACUCUUACGUUAUUCAGACCCUGGUGGGUAGUGUCUACGCUUACGGCUUCCUCAUGAUGGUUCCCAGUCUCUACAUCAACUACCGGUUGAAGUCUGUUGCCCACAUGCCCGGAAAGGCGUUGACCUACAAGUUCCUGAACACCUUCAUCGACGAUCUCUUCGCCUUCACUGUCAAGAUGCCUUGGCUCCACCGCCUGGCUACUCUCCGCGACGAUGUCAUCUUCUUCGUCUGGCUCUACCAGGGCUGGAAGUACAAGGUUGAUUAUAAGCGCGUCAACGAGUUCGGCCAGGGAGGUGACAGUGACGAGGAGGAGGAACCUACUCCUGCUAUCGAGGGCGACAAGAAGGAGGAAGUGGCUACCCAAUCCUCUUCCAAGGCUACCUCCAAGUCGUCUACCCGCAAAAGGAAGUGA